Molecule: messenger RNA, 3621 nt
Organism: Ipomoea nil (Japanese morning glory)
Lineage: Eukaryota; Viridiplantae; Streptophyta; Magnoliopsida; Solanales; Convolvulaceae
Exons: 12
Coding region: 1-3621 (1206 amino acids)
Molecular function (GO): zinc ion binding; nucleic acid binding
Source: RefSeq, a predicted model, not a curated record
AUGGCGGUAUGGGUUCGUCUUCCAGGUUUACCAGUUGAGUACUUUCGAGAUGGAUCGGUAAAAAAAAUUUUGGAUCUUGUUGGGAAACCGAUCAAGUUGGACAUAAUGACGACCGAGGUGGAUAAGGUUAAGUUCGCGAGAGCUGCUGUUGAAAUCGAUCUCCUCAAACCUCUUGUGUCGAUGGUCUGGGUCAGUGAUAGAGUUCAGCAAGUGGAAUACGAGGGGCUCCAUGUUAUCUGCUUCGACUGCGGAGAGGUAGGGCAUGUUUCCUCUAAGUGUCCGAAGAAAGUGGCGACAGAAGAUCAAUCUCACACUUCUCAAACGCCACAAGAUGUAGCAGAGGCUAUGGAAACUACCGUGCAAGCCACGGCGCCAAUGGAAAAGCCUCGAGAAAAAUAUGGACCUUGGAUGAUUGUCUCCUACAAAACAGACAAACACCAGGGAAAAGGUCAAGUUAAUGGCAGAAAUCCUAAAGGAAAACCGCCGAAAGGAAAAGAAAAGGCCAAUCUCCCGAAUACGGUGGCGGCGGGGGAGCGGUCUCCGGCGGCAAAACAAACAAGCAAGUCGCGAGGACAGGACGUGGAAGUGCUGCAUGAAACCCCUGUUUUCGUGGAAGGGGAAACUAGCGCAAGAAACAAAAAUCCUGGUGGGGUAGGCGGGAAGAAAAAAGGAAGAAAAAAAAAAAAGAACGUGGCACAGGAUACAGCUCCAAAUGAUGGAGAGGGGGACGCCGGCAGUCAUGCUAACCAGAGCCAGAGUGCAACUCUGGCUAGGCAGGGUGUUCUGCACAGUUCCCAAAUCCCGGGGAGUUCAUCGUCGGGGAAUGUCAUGUUGUCUACGCAUAAGGAAGGCGGUGGCCAAACUUCCUUACCACACAAUGGAGGGCUCCUCCUAGUUUGGAACAAGGAUAUGCUGGAUCUUGAAGUGGUCAGUAGUAAUUCCCAAACCAUUCAUUGCAAAAUUCUGGAGGGCGGGAACUCGCAGUUUUACAUCUCUUUCGCCUACGUCAGGCCUAACAUGAGGGCUAAAGAAGUGUUUUGGUCGGAGUGUAAAACUUUUAGAGCCUCCAGGUCAGGACCUUGGGUGAUGCUUGGAGAUUUUAAUGACAUUGCGAUUAGUUCUGACCAUUGGGGAAGUGAUCACAUCAACAUGAGUAAUAUGGCUAGAUUCUGUGAGGCUUAUGAAGACUGCGGUCUUAUGGAAGUACCUUCAACAGGCGCAGCUCCUAGCCGAAGACAUAAACCCUUCCGUUUUGAGGCGGCAUGGCUCACUCGGGAAGACUACAAAGAUGUCUGGAAGAAAGCUUGGUCAAUUCAUCCCCACAAUGUCGUGGGAGCUAUAAACGAGGUUACUAAUCUGAGUAAAAAAUGGAAUGAAGAUGUGUUUGGCAACAUUUUCAAAAGGAAGAGACUUCUACAAGCCAGGAUCCAGGGGAUUCAAACUUCACCUUGGUAUUACAGGUCUAGAGGGCUACAGGUUCUAGAAAAGAAGCUUAUUGAUGAUCUUAACCUUACCCUCUCUCAGGAGGAGCUACUCUGGGUCAACCAUCCUGACGUGAUCACCCCCGAACCCCACUCUAGUCCUAGAAUAAGUCAAGACGAGGCCAACAACCUUUCUAGACUGGCUGGCAUUGAUGAAGUCAAGAAAGCAGUUUUCGGGAUGAAAAGGAUGGGUAGCCCGGGUCCAGAUGGGAUCCAAGCUGCCUUCUACCAAGACUAUUGGGAUGAGGUAGGUCAGAGUAUCACCAUGUUCGUUAAUGAGGCCUUGGUCACAGGUAAGAUACCGGUUCUGGUUAACAGGUUGAGACCUCUGAUGAUCAAGCUUAUUGGCCCGCACCAAAAUAGCUUCCUCCCUGGGAGGUCUACCUUGGAUAAUAUCGUUCUUACGCAGGAAAUCAUACAUAGCAUCAAUCACAAGAAAGGGAAAAAAGGUUCUUUGGUGAUGAAAAUUGACUUGCAUAAAGCUUAUGAUAGUAUAGACUGGGGCUUUCUAGACACGGUGCUCACAGAUUUUGGCUUCCCCAAACGGCUGAUUAAUCUGGUUUUAUUUUCCCUCAAAGAGAGCUCUAUUAGUAUCCUUUGGAAUGGGGAAAAGCUUUCGCCGUUCGAGCCAGGAAGAGGUCUGCGACAAGGUGAUCCCCUUGCCCCUUACCUUUUUAUACUUGCUAUGGAAAAACUAUCUUAUCUCAUCCAGGAGCAAGUCCGAGCCUCUGAAGGUCAAAUUGCCACCAUCAUGGACUGUCUUAACAGAUUCUCUCGUUGGGUUAAGCGAAGGAUGGGAGACACUUCUAAUAUACCAGUCACUGAAAACCUUGGUAAGUAUUUGGGGAUUCCCAUUCUCCAAAAAAGGAUUAACAAGAGCCACUUCAACUACAUCCUUGACAACAUGAAGAGAAAGCUUAAUAAGUGGAAGGCUGACACAUUAAGCUUAGCUGGCGACGAGUUCUUGGACUUCCUUUGGGGCUCCAAUGACGCCAAAAGAAAAAUUCAUCUGAUCAAUUGGAGGGAAGUCUGCCGACCUAGGGAUCAAGGGGGAAUGGGCCUUAGGAUGGCUAAAGAUUUUAACACGGCCCUCUUGGCAAAGCUUGCAUGGCAAAUUCUGAAUAACACUGAAAAACUUUGGGUGAGUGCCAUGAAGCAUAAAUACCUACAAGACAAUAAUUUCUUCACCUCCAUUACCUCCUCGAAUGCCUCAUGGGGCUGGAAAAGUAUCAUUAAAGGGCGUUCAACCAUUGAAACUGGAGCACAGUGUGACCUCAUCACGGUAGAUCGCAACUGGAAUGUGGAUCUCUUAUCAGAACUACUGCCGCCUGACUUGGUCUGCAAGAUACGAGCCACUCCUAUCCCAAUUGAGGAAAAUACACAAGAUAGGCUAAGCUGGCCGGAUAGCACAACAGGUACGUUUUCAGUCCUCUCGGCUUAUAAUAUCAUUGCAGGGAAUUCUAAUAGCGAAGACUGGAACUGGGUAUGGAAGAUCAAUUGUGUUGAGAAGGUGAAGUCUUUCCUCUGGCUGCUGUUGAAAGGGAAGCUUCUCACUGGUGAGGAGAGACGCAAUAGAAGGUUAACCACCGAUGCCUCCUGCAAGCGGUGCCCUGAUGACGACGAGUCGAUUGAUCACAUCUUUAGGAGGUGCCCGUUCGCGACGGAUUGCUGGGACUUGGCGAAGGAUCAUGGAGGCAUAAUCUCGGCUAAUUUCAAGCCGGUGAACUCCUGGAUUAAAGAUAAUUGUACCAGCAAGAAGAUGAUGCAAGAUGAUAUUCCUUGGAACGUUACUUUUGUCUACAUCCUCUGGCUUAUAUGGAAGGCGAGAAAUGGGCUGAUCUUCAACAAUAAUUAUGAGUCCCACGUUCGGUUAAUUAACACGGCCUUAAGUAUGGCGAAGGAAGCCACGUCGUUCAUCAUCAAACAUAAAGGUGUGGUUCAUGGCUACUGGAAGUGGAUCUAUUGGGAACCCCCUCAACACGGAUGGAUGAAGCUCAAUACGGAUGGAGCACUAAGUCCAGUACAGUUUCUCAGCAGAGCUGUGGGGCCUAAGGGAGGGUUUACGGCUCUGCUUGAGAGAAAGAAUCGACAAGAUAUGGGUAGAGAUGGACUCAUCUGCAGUGGUUGCCAUCAUGAAUAG